AUGGAAACAGUAACUGAACCAAAAGCAUCCACAAUGCGGGAAACUGGACCGCAGAAUGCUUCGAAGUCUGUAGAGGUCCAACUUUAUAAAAGGCGCUAUUAUAUAUUAUUAGUGUUCGCUUUGUUGUCAGCUUCCAAUUCAAUGCAAUGGAUUGAAUAUUCCGUUAUUGCCCAUAUUGUGGUCGAAUUCUAUUCAGUGUCUUAUGUUACUGUCAACUGGACUUCAAUGAUUUACAUGCUUACUUAUAUCAUUUUUGUGCUUCCCGCAAGUUGGAUUCUUGACAAAUACGGCUUGCGAAUGUCUGUAAUACUCGGUUCCGGAGGUAACUGCAUUGGAGCAUGCAUUAAGAUGUUUUCAGCGAAGCCUGACGCAUUCUGGAUCACAUUCUUGGGACAAACGAUCGUGGGCUUUUCGCAAAUGUUUAUCUUGGGCAUACCGCCAAGGCUAGCUGCUGUGUGGUUCGGCCCAGAACAAGUUUCCACUGCGUGUGCAAUUGGUGUUUUCGGCAAUCAAUUAGGCAUUGCAAUUGGCUUUGUGCUUCCCCCUGUCCUGGUUCAUAUGGGUGCUGCAGAUUUCAUUGCCUCUGAUUUGAAUCGAUUGUUCCUCAUUUCAGUCGUCGCCAAUACUAUCAUUUUCUUGCUAAUCAUAUUUUCAUUUCCAGGGAAACCACCUGUACCACCAAGUUUGGCGCAGCUACGAAUGUUGUUGGAUACCAGCGAGAAAAAUUAUUACCAUUCAUUGAAACAACUAAUGACAAAUCCAAAUUUUAUACUUCUUUUCAUCACUUACGGAGUCAAUGUUGGUGUAUUUUAUGCCGUAUCAACAGUGCUAAGUCAAAUGAUACUGAUAUUUCAUCCCAAUGAACAAGAAAGCGCAGGAAUGAUUGGUCUACUACUGGUUCUAGCAGGAAUGAUUGGUUCAGUGCUGUGUGGUUUCAUUCUAGAUCGUUUUCAUCACUUUAAGUUGACCACUCUUGUUGUAUAUGUCUUUUGCGCAGUGGGCAUGCUUCUGUUUACUUUUUUGGUAAAUAUCGCGCAGAUGUGGUAUAUUUAUGCAAGCUCCAUACUUCUCGGAUUUUUCAUGACCGGAUAUUUACCGAUUGGUUUCGAAUUCGCAUCCGAGCUAACUUUUCCAGUAGCUGAGGGAACUGCAUCGGGCCUUCUAAAUGCUUCCGCUCAGGUAUUUGGUAUAGCGCUAACUUUAUGUGUUGGUUUUAUUCUCCAGUACGGUAGUGUCUUAGCCAGUAAUUUAACACUUACGGGAUUUCUAAUUGUUGGAGCUUUUCUUACAGCUCUUAUCAAAUCUGAUCUACGAAGACAAAGAGCUCACGGAAGUAUUCCAUGCAUAUUACGCCAAUUACAAACCGAAUCAGUAUAGUAUGCUGAAUGAAAUACAAUUUUGAAGUGCAUUUCUCUUCAGUCACUUGAAGCAAAGUAGCAGUUCUAUGUUGCUGUCAAGAACACAUUAUUUCACUUAUUUUUUUCCGCCUGGGCCUCAUUGUGCUAGUUGCGAUGUUUUUUUGGUUAUCCCUGUCUCAUUGCUUUUCCCAUUAUCUGUGAUCCCCAACUAGCUCCACUUAUUUUUUCAGUCGAAAAAAACUCGUCACUUUAUAAUUUGCCUUUUCCUUUCAACUAUUCAAAUUCUGUUUUUAUCGGCUAUUUGGAUUCAUGCUUUAUGCUGUACAAAUAUUUGUGUUCAAUUUGUUGUUCAGCUUAUAAAUAACGCAAGUAUUUUUAAUACAUGAUUGCUAAAAUCCACUUAUUGUUCCAUAUUUACUGUUCCCCUAUCAACCAGUCGGCAAAGCCAAUUUUGUACUAAGAUUUAAAAUAAGCAUCCUCAUGGUGAUAUUAUUACAACGACUUAGAGGAGCGAUUGAAUUGUGAAAUCUCGAUUUUGUGAGUAAAGAC
Molecule: messenger RNA, 1907 nt
Organism: Loa loa (African eye worm)
Lineage: Eukaryota; Metazoa; Nematoda; Chromadorea; Rhabditida; Onchocercidae
Exons: 12
Coding region: 1-1377 (458 amino acids)
Biological process (GO): transmembrane transport; heme export
Cellular component (GO): membrane
Molecular function (GO): heme binding; heme transmembrane transporter activity
Source: RefSeq, a predicted model, not a curated record